This is a messenger RNA of Thlaspi arvense, 3697 nucleotides long. The record is from the annotation of a GenBank genome assembly. NCBI's taxonomy places the organism in Eukaryota, Viridiplantae, Streptophyta, Magnoliopsida, Brassicales, Brassicaceae.
UCGGGACAUUUUAACUCAAAUGAUAUCUGCUCUCUCACAGAACGGGUUUAAGCAAGUGAGGAUAAUCAUUUUUUUUUUUACUUUAAACAGAAGAUGUCUGCAUUUGAUUUCCCGCACAUUAUUAUUUCCAAUACUUCAAGUUUUCAACCCUAGAAUUCGAAAAAAUUUCCCCCAAAUCCUCUCUAGCUAUGUCGUCCGAGAAGCCUGAAGAUCUGAUGAACAAUACGGCUGGAACUGACGAGGAGACUAUUGCGCAGCGGAGAAAGCGGCUCCGGCGAGUGAGCUUCGCCGACCGAGAGAUUACCUCCGUCCACAUUUUCAAGCGGGACGAAGACUACGAGACGCCCUCCGCCUCCAAGCCGCAGAACGGCGAACACGCUGAUACAUCAGAGUCCGAGGACAAAGUAAUUAGGUUUUUCGGCGAAUUAGCCGACAGCGAAGACGGUGAUGGUGAAGACGAACCUGUCGUGGAGAAAUUAUUCUUGAGGCCCAGAAAUUCGCCGUCUUCAGGUGGUAGCACUAUUGGUUCUGCUGCAAGUGAUGACGAGGAUAACUUCUUCGGACCUGUGUCUUCCCAUUUUAUUAACCUUGGAAGAUUAUCGGACGCUACAAUCUCCGAAGAACACCAUGAAAUUACGAUGGACUCGACGGCGUUUUCGAUGCAUUUUCGGAGUCUCGCGAUGUCGGAGUCUGGAGAUUUAAGGACACCUACGAGCAGCCACGUUCCGGUAGAAGAGAAAACACCGACUCAGGUCACAGGAAGUGCAAUGGUGUUAACAUACCCGAAGAAGCUGUUCCCGAGAUCCCCUCUACCUGUUGACAAAGGAAGCGGCGGCGGAGACUCGAACGACAUGAGCCUCGUCGGUGAUGAUUCUCGAAAAUACGAUUACGGGCAUAUCUCUCCUGCAUUAGCAGCUCUAUUGGGAGAUGAAAGCAAUGAGCUGCUUCCUGCAUCUUCAGACAAUAAUGUGGAAGAAAGAUUUCCUGUCCAUGGAUUUUCCUUGUCCCCUCAAAAUGGAUGUCAAUCUUAUGAAGAAUCCGUAAGCCGGCGUUACACAAACGAGGCUUCGCUUUCCUCGUCAAGUAUUAGAAGGGGAAGCGCGUCUCUAGUUGAUGUAUUGCCACAGUCUUUAUCUUGUGUUACUCCUUCUCCUAAACAUGGUGGAAGCUUUAUGAGCAGGGAGACUCUUGCACUAGUUGAGAGCUUGUCAACAAUCCAGAAAAGCAAAUCCAGACUUGGAUUGAUUCCACCAUCCCCUGCUUCUGCUCUUUCUCAGAGAAUUGAGAAAUUAAAGCUUCAAUUAUCCGGACGCCGUCCUGUGAUUACGCCAUCAACUAUCGAGAGGGAAGAAACAGGUGUCCGACGGAAAACACUUGCAGAUAUCCCCAUUACUAACUUGGAGGAUCUGUUAUCUAAAGAUGAUAAUAGAACACCGGUUUCUGAAAAGAAAAGCACGCCAGAUCAACGCAGUUUUGGUGCAUUGAGCCCUGCUGUUGACAGUAGCGGUGUGUUUGCAUCCGUAAGUCUAGAAGGAAACACUGUUUCUGAGGUAGAGGGUUCACUAUUAGAACAACAGGAAGGAAAUCACACAGCGAGUAACCCUGAGAAGAUUGUGUCAUCUCUAGCAUAUUCGACAGAUGCAACGACGUCAGCAUUGAGGGAUAUGGUUACUCUUCAUGAUCAAGAGCAGCACAGUAAAGCUAUCAACAAUUCUGAGGUAGAGGGUUCACUCUUAGAACAACAGGAAGGAAAUCAGACAGCGAGCAACCCUGAGAAGAUUGUGUCAUCUCUAGCAUAUUCGACAGAUGCAACGGCGUCAGCAUUGAGGGAUAUGGUUACUCUUCAUGAUCAAGAGCAGCACAGUAAAGCUAUCAGCAAUUCUGAGACUCGCGAUGGACACGUGACCAAGGAUUGUGCUAGUGAUUAUUCUCUGAAUAAGUUAUCCGACAAAAUGGACUCCCUGCUUGCAGAGUCUUGCGUAUUAAUUAGCGAGACAGGCUUUUCUAAUGGCUCUGCUCAACAAAAAGAGAAAGACAACACCAACAACAUCAGUGCUGCCCAUUGUGAAACUGAAGUUAUGUCAACUGAAGACUUUCCUACUGUAGUGACAGAACUUCCUGGUACAUCUGGCUCUUCAUCUAUGGACAGAAGUAAGAAUGAGGCUUCACAUGCUAAGGGUCCAUCCAGAUUGAAAAGGAAAGCCAAGGAUGUCGAUCGUGCUGCUAGAAGUUGUAGCCCCAAAGUCAGGAAAAGCACACACUAUAUUUCAAAUCCAGUGAUGGACCACCCUGACGGAAAUGAUGAUGCCAAUAACUGCCGCGUAGUUCGUGAAAAAAUAGACUGGGUAGAAAUUCCAGGAAAAGUAUCAGUAGAAAUCAAUCAAAUGCUUGCUCCAUUGGCUGAUAAACUGAACUCAGGGCAGAUAUGCAAGCUGGAAGACAUAUUUACACACAUGAAGAGGGUUCAUUUGUGUGAGAUGCUUUGCCUUCAAAUUAAAUCUCAGAAAGUAUGUGACGACUUGAGUGGUGCUAAGACAAAGAGGCGUGCUGAGAGUAGAUCAUCACUCUGCAAGUUAGCAUAUGAAAAAGCCAAACUUAAGUUGUUGCACCUCAAGCAAGAGAUAAUGAUGGUUACUACUAGCAAAGAAGCAGAGAAAACAGAGGAGAUCAAAGUAUUGGACUCAAAAAUCAAGGACUUGAUCAAUCGUUUUCCUGCGUGCGACAAGAUGACAGGAGAACCUGCAUAUGCAGACACUAUUAUGAUUGCUGAAGAUAAAUUAAAAAAGAAAAUGAGUUACAGAUCUAUACGUCAGGAUAUUCUGGUCUGGAAAAUUGACAGUUUGGGUGAAUGGAAUGAUUGCCAGAGCAUUGUUCUAAACUAUAGUGACUUGAUCAACCAAAGGCUCACAUUAAAGCCUGGCCAUGCUUCAUGUGUACUAAUUUCAAACAGUUUGAGUGAUGCAUUCAUUAAGCAUUUCCCAGACAUGAAUGUUUCAGUGGCAUUUAACUCCUUGUUUAACGCUGAAUACUCCCGGAAGUAUGUGGGCUCCAGUACAUUGUUGGAGAUUACACAGAAAACCAGUUUGGUCUUACAUAAUCUACUAGACGUGGCUGAGGAAUUACAGUUAGCUCGAAUGGAGAUACCAAAUUUGAUCCAAGGAAAAUUUGAUUCUCCAUCAGAGGAGCAGCUUCAUUUGCAGAUUACCUUCAUUGAUUGCAAAAACUUAAGAAAAGUAAUCAUGAUUCUCGAUCUGACAUGCUUGACACAAGGGAUAUAUCCUGGUGACAUAGUUCCUUGCGAGUUACUAGAAGAAGUCUCAGGCACUAAAAGAGUCAGUGUUGCGUCGAAACAACUGAUGAAUGAGAUUGAAUCUGCAAUGGAUGGUGUUGGAGUCGGGUAUCCGCGGAUAUUGAGACUGUGUCGUUGCGUUUCCAAAUUGUUGCAAUCACAAAGGAGGUGAUAAUCUCGUUUCGUUAACACUUUUCACAUUUUGCUGGUUUGUUAUGUAAAUACGGCACAAGGACUCUAGCCAUUUCAUGGUUUAGUUUUGGGCUUUUGUGAAUACGUGAAGCAGUAGUCUUCUUUGUUGUGGAUGGUAAGAUAACCUAUAAGCAUUUGUUCUCAUUCAAACUUAGAAGAAAAAAAGAAAAUCAUUCACUAGAUAUAAUCUAAUCUGUUGACGUUUUUCUCAACCGG